Asterias rubens (European starfish) is the source of this 1541-nucleotide messenger RNA. Its product is annotated as trypsin alpha-3-like. The coding region runs from base 46 to 840 and encodes 264 amino acids. The transcript is spliced from 5 exons. The record is from RefSeq and is a predicted model, not a curated record. Lineage: Eukaryota; Metazoa; Echinodermata; Asteroidea; Forcipulatida; Asteriidae. Gene Ontology annotation, biological process: proteolysis. Gene Ontology annotation, molecular function: serine-type endopeptidase activity.
ACUUGAAGACCUUUUAAACUCCAAGUUAGCAGAAGCUCCACUGUCAUGAAGAUCAUCAUAUUCCUCGCCUGCCUCACGGUGGCUUUAGCAUUGCCCCGUAGUUAUUCAUCAAGGAAACUCAUCGUUGGUGGCGUUGAAGCACCUCGGGGGAGCCGCCCCUUUCAGGUGGCUCUGUCAUACACCGAAAAAGGAGAAUCCCAGUUUUGUGGGGGCACCUUGGUCCACCCUAAAUGGGUUCUCACCGCAGCCCACUGUGUCAACCAAUGGCCUGUGUUCGCUGGCAUGGGAUGGCACAACUUGGCAGACACCGAUUUUGAAGGUGUAGCGAUUGAAGGUACAUGGCACAAACACCCUAAGUUUGACGCACAAAAUUUGGACCACGACAUCGCUUUGAUUGAGCUUCACCAAUCCGUCACCCUAACCCCCAAAAUAGAGACUAUUCCUAUUGCAAAGGCUGGAAGUGACGUAGCACCAGGCACCAAACUCCUUGUCAGCGGAUGGGGCUCCACUCAGUCUGGUGGUUACCCCCGAUGGGAACUUCGACAAGUUGUUGUGGAUGGUAUUGACAGGGCUCAGUGCGAUAAACAGUAUGAUAGUGCUACAAUUACGGAUAACAUGAUCUGUGCAGCUUCCGCAGGAAAAGACGCUUGUCAGGGUGACAGUGGUGGACCGAUGGUCAGUAACUUCGACGAGAAAGCUCACCAAGAUGGCGUCGUUCUUGAAGGGGUUGUUAGCUGGGGCUGGGGUUGCGCCGACUCUAGAUACCCAGGUGUCUACGCUCGACCUUCCAACUACUGCGCGUGGUUCGCAACCACGACCAAUAAUGACGUAACAUGUUAGACCAUCACCUCUUUGAUCGACGGCUCAACCGACAGCUUGAUCGACUACUUCAUUGACAGUUUGGUCAAUAUCUUCAAUUAACACUAAACGAAUUAACAGUUUGUUACCAUGGCUACUCUCACGAUUUACAAUGACAAUCGGUAUUUAUAAGCAAUUAAAAAGCAAUUAAAUUGUUGUAUAAUGGACCGGGCGGCUGUUAUAAGCCAUCGCAAGAGGGCAGCAGACAUAGCAUUUUCCUAAACAAUGAGCUUGUCUUAAGAGAGUAGGGCCGUGUCCGAAACGACGACUUCGGCUUCAGCUACGUCUAGAUCAGCGCGUCUACCAGUGUUGAAGAAUAGGCAGACGCGCGCGAUCUAGCCGUAGCUGUAGCCGAAGUCGUCGUUUCGGACACGGCCUAGGUCUCUGCCUUCACCAACAGUCUCCCUAAAAUGCCUCCAGAUUGUUUAGUGUUACCACCACGUGAUAUUGAAACUGCUGAAACAAUCAUGAUACUUUUUGGGACACUUGGUGGCAGCAGACAGCUAUAUACUGCAUUAUUACUGACACAUUAUUCUACAUACUGACUUUCAUAACUGUGUGACACCCUAAAACGAGUACACUUGCCUUACCCUGCUACUGUACAGAGCCCAUAUUCAUGGCUCUGCUUACCGCCGAGUUCUGCGCUUACGAUCACGAUUCCCCGCUUACGUGCAAGCGCCGAA